AUGCCUCUGCUGCCGAAGAAGCCCUGGGAGUCCAAGGCCAAGGGGCUGGUGCUGGGAGCUGUCUUUACCAGUUUCCUGUUGCUGCUGUACUCCUAUGUGGUACCCCCACUCCACUCCAACAUGGCCUUCACGACUUCGGAGACUGCUGCACCCUGCCCCCCUGCUCCCAGUGAGCCCGGGGCGGCCACUUCCGGUAACAGCUCUGCUGGAGAGUGCCAACCUCGGCGAGACAUCGUGUUCAUGAAGACGCACAAGACCGCCAGCAGCACGCUGCUCAACAUCCUCUUCCGCUUCGGCCAGAAGCAUGGGCUCAAGUUCGCCUUCCCCAAUGGCCGCAACGACUUCCACUACCCUUCCUUCUUCGCUCGCAGCCUGGUGCAGGACUACCGGCCCGGGGCGUGCUUCAACAUCAUCUGCAACCACAUGCGCUUCCACUACGAAGAGGUACGUGGGCUGGUGCGGCCCGGUGCCGCCUUCAUCACGGUCAUCCGCGACCCCGCGCGUCUCUUCGAGUCCUCCUUCCAUUAUUUUGGGUCGGUGGUGCCACUCACUUGGAAGCUCUCGAGCCGCGACAAGCUGGCAGAGUUCCUUCAGGACCCUGAUCGCUACUACGACCCUAGCGGCUACAACGCGCACUACCUCCGCAACCUACUCUUCUUCGACCUGGGCUACGACAGUGGCCUGGACCCGCGCAGCCCGCGCGUGCAAGAGCACAUUCUGGAGGUGGAGAGCCGCUUCCACCUGGUGCUGCUCCAGGAGUACUUCGACGAGUCCCUGGUGCUGCUCCGGGAGCUGCUGUGCUGGGACCUGGAGGACAUGCUGUACUUCAAGCUCAACGCGCGGCGCGACUCGCCGGUGCCGCGGCUCUCGGGUGAGCUGUACCGCCGUGCCACCGCCUGGAACCUGCUGGACGCGCGCCUCUACCACCACUUCAACGCCAGCUUCUGGCGAAAGGUGGAGGCCUUCGGGCGCGAGCGCAUGGUGCGUGAGGUGGCCGAGCUGCGCCAAGCCAACGAGCGCAUGCGCCGCAUCUGCAUCGAUGGCGGCCAAGCGGUGGACGCCGAGGCCAUUCAGGACUCGGCCAUGCAACCCUGGCAGCCCCUGGGCGUCAAGUCCAUCCUGGGCUACAACCUCAAGAAGAGCAUAGGGCCUCAUCACGAGCAGCUCUGCCGGCGCAUGCUGACGCCUGAGAUCCAGUACCUGUCUGACCUUGGCGCCAAUCUCUGGGUCACUAAACUCUGGAAGUUCCUUAGGGACUUCCUAAGGUGGUGA
Cricetulus griseus (Chinese hamster) is the source of this 1272-nucleotide messenger RNA. NCBI's taxonomy places the organism in Eukaryota, Metazoa, Chordata, Mammalia, Rodentia, Cricetidae. The record is from RefSeq and is a predicted model, not a curated record.